AUGUCGCGGAACCGCGACGACGUAUUCGAAAUUUGAAUUUAAACUGGCCAGUAAAAUUAAAAAAUGGUGGGAAAUCUGUGGUUAUCUUUUUUUAUUGUGAUAGUUUUGGCGGCAGUCCUCGAUGGCCAGACCUUGGGAGGUCCCAUGCAUGGCAAGGUGGUAGUAUGCUACGUAGCCACCUGGGCGGUAUACCGGCCUGGUGCGGGCAAGUUCGAGCAGAGCGAUCUGGAGCCCUCCCUGUGUACACACUUGGUGUACUCCUUCGCGGGGUUGGACGAACAUACUAAUAGCAUUAAGAGUCUCGACCCUUGGCAAGAUUUAGAAAAGGACUAUGGCAGAGCUGGUUACAAACGACUUGUAGCCCUUAAAGAGAGGUACCCUCACCUCAAAGUGACAGUUGCUAUUGGUGGAUGGAACGAAGGAUCUGCUAAAUAUUCCAAGAUGGCCGCCAGCCCGGAGUCCAGAGCGAAGUUUAUACAGAGUGUCAUGACGUUCUUAGACACUUACAAGUUCGACGGUCUUGACUUGGAUUGGGAAUAUCCGACCAGACGAGAUGGAAACCCAGAGGACAAAGUUAACUACGUGUCUAUGGUGAAGGAACUAAAAGACGCCUUCGAGUCGCGCGGCUACAUCCUCACAGCCGCGCUCGGCGCCGGCAAGGAGACCAUGGACGCUGCUUACGAUUUGGCCAAGCUCAGCCGAUACCUGGACUUCAUACACAUGAUGUGUUAUGAUUACCACGGGACUUGGGAUGGGGUUGUGGGGGCUAAUGCUCCGUUGAGAGGCACCAAUGAUCAAGAUGUGUUGAGCGUGGAAUACACAAUAAAAUACAUGCUAGCGCACGGUGUGAGCCCGUACAAGAUGGUGCUCGGUCUGCCGAUGUACGGCCGCAGCUUCUACCUCGAGAAUCCCGGAGUAAAGAAGAUACUGUUCGGAGUGACAGCUGUCAAGAGUACGGGCUUCCCCGGACCGUUUACUAAGGAGGCUGGGUUCUUGGGUUAUAAUGAGAUAUGCAUGGAAACAACAAACAAAUCGACAGAAUGGACACACCACUGGCACGAGCAGACCGCCACACCGUACUUACGAGAUGGAGCUAGAGUUAUCACGUAUGAUAACGCGAGGUCUAUUGCUAUUAAAGUCAAAAUGGCCAUCGACUACGGUCUCGGAGGGCUGAUGGUGUGGAGUAUAGACACGGACGACUUCCGCGGCGCGUGCGAGAGCGAGACGGAUGCGUAUGUUGACUUCGUAGAGCGGUACGAUAAGAUUGUUGAUGAACCGAUCUUGCAAGAGGCGCUGAAAACAUUGAAGUUGCCUGAUGCAAACCGCAUAGAAAACCUCAGCAGGCGCACAGCUUACGUGGUCUCCAACAACCGCCUCCACUUACGUUUACCAGAAGAAACUUAUUCCAAUUACAAUCUCAUGAGAACCAUAAACGAAGCGACACUAAUGGCUUUGGAGGAAAAGAGAAUUCUAGACGAAAUAGAACUGGUCAAUAAGAAGAACGAGAUAGAAGAAAGAGGCGAGAAAAGCGCAGCAAAUGUGACAGCUGUCAGUGUCAUUUGCAUAGUGUUGAGUUUGCUCGCAAUGAGGUUUUAGUUUAUAACAAUUUUUUUAUUUUUUUUGAAUGUCGCAAGUCAUAAAAUAUUGAAUAAUAUUUCUAUUAUAAUUCCAAAUCAAAUUUAUAUGAAAUAACUUAUUUGGAAGUUACAGGCGUUACGGUUUUAAAACACGAUUAAUUAUUUUAGAUUUAAUUUAGCAUUGAAAAAUGUAUGCAAUACUUGAUUUGUGUUUGAUCACUAGUGCCUUUAAUUUCAAAAAAGGAAUUACUCAAAGCAUGAAAAACUAAGAAGCGAAAUUUUUUAAAAGUAGGGCCAUUACCAUUGACGUAAAAUUGAACCAUUCACAUGUUACAUAAUUAUUAUUAUAUUGUAUUGUAUUAUGGACGCACUUAUUACCUAAUGUAAUUUUUUUUUACAUUGUAAUUAGUAUUAUUUUAACAUCACUAAAGAUUUAAAAGCCAAUAAGAUUGACAUUUACUUAUUUGGUAUCGAUUUUUUUUUAAAUAUGUAUAUGUGUUUUUUUUAUAUACAAUAAUUAGAAUUUAGGUGUUAGUGUAAAUAUUAAGGAAAAAACCACUAAACUGCCAAAUCUGUGUAUAUUAGAGCUAGCUUUCGUCACCCUUCUUCACUUAUAAGUUUGCUUUUUACAACAUUAUUAUUAGAAUUAAGAAAAAUUCAUCAAAAUCUGUUCAGCAGUUUAUAUGAUAAACUUUAACAACCCGUUGCUUUCUUAUGUACAUAAUA
Molecule: messenger RNA, 2303 nt
Organism: Colias croceus (clouded yellow)
Lineage: Eukaryota; Metazoa; Arthropoda; Insecta; Lepidoptera; Pieridae
Gene: Cht2
Product: probable chitinase 2
Exons: 9
Coding region: 64-1596 (510 amino acids)
Biological process (GO): chitin catabolic process; carbohydrate metabolic process
Cellular component (GO): extracellular region
Molecular function (GO): chitin binding; chitinase activity
Source: RefSeq, a predicted model, not a curated record